CGUGAUUCUUCAUCUGACUAGCAGGGCAGUGUUGUAGAGAUGGAUUCAAUGUGGUUUCAGUGGGAGUCGCGUCACGACUCAUCGCGUCGCGAAGCUAUAGGUACGGUACCUAAGUAGGUACUGCUGCCUGGCACUUGACCUAAUUUGGCUCCUGCCUGAUUGUACGACCCACAAGUUCAGGCAGCUUCGCCGCUUUGAGGUAACUAAUAAAGACAUGAGAUGAUUGUUGCUUCUCUAUAAGUUGAGCUUCUCGUUCCACACGACCUUCAAUCUUACAUUACCUUUCAGAAACGACAGCAUGGUUGGCGUCACGUCCCAGCAAUUGUAUCAAUCUGAGCAGAUCCUCUCUCGGGAGACAACCGAAGCAGAAUGGCAAUCCACCCAAACCAACAGCGAACUCGACAAUGACAGCGACUACGAGCCCAACAUAAGCUGCCGCAAACGCAAAGCCAAAGCCCAGAAAGUCCAAAAAGCAAAGCGAGCACGCAAAACAGGGAUUGCUGCUGCCCAACCCGCCAAAUCCCAGCGAUUCUUCCGGUUUCUUGACCUACCACCUGAACUGCGAAACCACAUCUACGAAAUCGCACUCUCCGACACGCAACCCGUAAGUCUCUGCGAAGGGUGGAAGAAGUACCGACGUAUUGCUCGGCGCCAACACGUCAGAUCUUACCAUGAAACCAUUGCCACGAGCACCAAUUCAUUCGUACCGGCUCUGCUCGCCCUGAACAAGCAGAUUCACGUCGAGGCUGUUGCGGUCCUGUACAGCAACGAAUUCGUCUUCGCCGAUACUCAGGCCAUGUACAAUUUCCUUGCUCAGAUCGGGUCCCACAGGCGUUUCGUCAGGUAUAUCACCAUCAAGGAAUGGGGAUGGGGCAAUGGGACCCACAAAGCAAUCAAUCACCCAGCGAUGACACUGCUUUGCGAUGCCGUCGGUCUGGAGAAAUUCAAAGUGAGCUGCACGUUCUGCAGCCACAACUCGAAGAGGAUUGCGGAGAGACUAUACCGCGAUGGGCAUCAUUGGUUCGAAGCUGUAGGGCAUCGCAUGAAGAAUAAGACGGCUGUUUUCGAAAUUUUGGAAGUGCCGAAGCCCGACAUCAACUCCAGAUAUUAUCAUAGCAGACGCUACGGUCGUAGUACAACUGAAGACUUGAAGACUACCGUUUUUGAGGAGUUGGCCAAGUUACUUGAGAGGAAAUAAUGACAAUAGCCCCAAAAUGGCUUGCUGUAGGAGAAUCUGCGCGAGGGAAGACAUGAUAUCAUGGCGGUUUAUCAUCGGGCUCAGAUAUAUGUUACAUUAGGUGGUGGUGUCAAUUGCGUUUAAUGCUGCAGCUGCAUAUAGUAUAUUAGCGUCAUAUGAGUCCUGUGAUAUUGAAUGAAAGAUAACAUUGCU
Pseudovirgaria hyperparasitica is the source of this 1390-nucleotide messenger RNA. RefSeq lists its product as uncharacterized. The record is from RefSeq and is a predicted model, not a curated record. The transcript is spliced from 2 exons. NCBI's taxonomy places the organism in Eukaryota, Fungi, Ascomycota, Dothideomycetes, Acrospermales, Acrospermaceae. The coding region runs from base 299 to 1198 and encodes 299 amino acids.